Tripterygium wilfordii is the source of this 924-nucleotide messenger RNA. Its product is annotated as aspartic proteinase CDR1-like. Gene Ontology annotation, cellular component: extracellular region. The transcript has 2 exons. The record is from RefSeq and is a predicted model, not a curated record. Lineage: Eukaryota; Viridiplantae; Streptophyta; Magnoliopsida; Celastrales; Celastraceae. Bases 1 to 924 code for a protein of 307 amino acids.
AUGAAUUCUUUUAGCUUCGAUCUUAUUCAUCAUGAUUCAAAACUAUCUCCAUUUUAUGAUCAAUCUAAAACUGAGUCAGAACUUUCGAAAGAAGCUCUUAUCCGUUCCCUCAAUCGCCUCAAUCGUUUCAAUUCAUCUAUGUUAAGGGAUGCAAAAUAUGUAGAGUCCGAUUUAACUAUCGGGGACUAUCUCAUGAGUAUUUAUAUAGUGUUUGGAUGUGAUGAAGCACAUCAAGGUGAUUUUAAAGAUGGUGUUCAAGGUGUCGUUGGCCUUGGACCAGGGCCUUUGUCACUAGUUUCUCAAGUUGGAAACAAAUUUGGCGAGAGUGCCAACAAAUUAUCCUACUGCUUGGUUGAGAAGCCAUUAGAGUUACAUAGUAAAAUAAAAUUCGGAUCGGAUUUAACUCUCUACAAACAAAACACAGAAUAUACAGUUCAAUUUAAGCCUUCUCCUCCUCAUACCAGCUACCACCUCAACCUUGAAGCUAUUAGCGUUAACGAUGAGAAAAUAGAGAUACCAAAUAAAAAACAUGAUAUGAUAGUCGAUAUUCAAACAUCCUUGACAUCAUUGCCUUCAAAUAUAUACAAUGAAUUCAUCGCCAAGGUUAAAAAACAUUUUGGCGACGCACAUUCAAUCGAGGAGCCGGAACACGGCACUUGCUUCCUCAAACGUCAAGUCGACGGCCUCGAGAGACCCAAAGUUGUGUUUCAUUUUUCUGGCCUAUCCGAAUCCCAUGGAGACUUUCCUGUGAAUCCUUCAACAAUUUUUCAGGAAAAUGUUGAAUACAUGUGUUUGACAAUAGUCCGAAAAGAUGGAGUUUCGAUUCUAGGGAACAGGGCACAAGUAGAUGUUCAGAUGCUAUUUGACCUGUCAACCCAUUCCCUCACUUUUGCUGCACUUAAUUGCAUCAAAGUUUCAUUUUAA